AUGCCAACCCUUGGGACAACAAAGGUUUUGGAAAGGCCAGUCAUAAGAGCUCUUCAGCAAGAUUUUUGGUUAGAAAAAAUAUUGAACAAGUUACCUGAAAGACCACUUUCUUUAACGGUCAGCUCUGCAUUCCCUGAGAAACCUGUCAAAAUUUACAACGCUUGCAUCUACCUAUCUCCACAGACCACAGAGGACCAAGAAGGUGAAAGGUUUUUUCCUUUCACAUACACUUUAGGCAGGAGAGAAAGGAAGCAGACACCACAACGCUUAAAGAAAAUCAGUGACAAACACCUUGACCUUCAAACCCAGAAGAAAAAUAUCACUCAGCUGGAAGUCUUUGAAGCCUCUCGAGAUAGUAGAAAGCAUCCUAGCAUUAGAGAAGUACUUAAAGCUGUCAUUUGCAUUCUAAGAUACAUGAGAAGGUGGUUCGAACACAGGGCAUUAAAGAUAGUAAAGAUUAACUCUACAAGUCAUGGACCAUCCCUACCAGCAGCUGAAAGGUAUUACUCUAACAUAACCUGCAUUAGGUGUCAAACUGGUGUUUUGGAUCUCUCUCCACCAAUUUGGUAUUUCGAAUUAGAGCAGUGGAUAGACAAGAAAAAAUUUUAUGAAACAAUGUUUUCCCAGAGAGAAGUUGACAAAAAGAUGGAGAGAAAUGAUCUGGAAGUCAGUGGAAGAGCCUGCAAUGAUCCUCUCAAUGUAGAGCAGCAGCAGCAGCUCCUGUGUGACUUACAGAGAGAGAGCCUUUUUGGGAACCUCACAACUUCAACUGCUGCUGUAAGAAGCAUCAAAAAGCAUCGAGCAUUUGAAAUGGCUUUCACAUUAUUUCCUUUUCUUGCUCCAAAGCUUAAGAACCUGAUUACAGUGCUGCUACCAUGGGUGCAUCAUUUCAUGGAUGAAAAAGAUGGAUCCAAGAUAUUAAGUAAAAUUUUCAACUCCUCAGAAGGAUAUUAG
Pseudopipra pipra is the source of this 954-nucleotide messenger RNA. It is a transcript of the gene IQCM, whose product is annotated as IQ motif containing M. Lineage: Eukaryota; Metazoa; Chordata; Aves; Passeriformes; Pipridae. The record is from RefSeq and is a predicted model, not a curated record.